AUGCAGACGUUGCAGCUAUUGUACGGGCGUCCGGAGCAGAUCAUCAAUGCUCUUCUCACAAAAGUACGGGAAGUUCCUCCACCGAAAGCAGAAAAUUUACGGACACUAGUGACGUUCGGACUGGCAGUGCAGAACUUCUGCGAGCAUUUAGUUGCAGCGGGUCAAGUGACUCACCUCUCAAAUCCGGUACUUGUUCAGGAGUUGGUCGACAAGCUUCCGGCUCACUUGAAGCUGGAUUGGUCCUUGUACAAACGGCAGUUCCUGGUGGCGGAUUUGCGUGCAUUUGGUGCAUUCAUGGCGAAUUUGGUUUCUGCAGCGGCCGACGUGACCUUGACGCUGGACGUUGGUGGAUCGAAAGCAGGAAGAACAGAGAAGGCGAAAGGAUUCAUCAAUGCUCAUUCAAAUGCACCAGCAGCAAAGGAGUCGGUGAAUGCGCAGCAACAGCAGUCAAAGGAAGGAGGUUUUUCGGUGCGAUGUUUAGUCUGCGGUGAGCCGAAUCACAAAGUGAAGGAGUGCGAGCAGUUCAAGAAGAUGAGUGGAGAGAACAAAUGGAAAGCUGUUCAAAUGCACCAGCUGUGUCGCGUGUGCCUCGGCAAGCAUGGUAGGAAACCAUGCCGUUCCCAGAUACGCUGUGAAAUUCAGGGGUGUAGAAUUCGUCACCACCCACUUCUGCACAGUGGCUCGAAAGUUUCGAUACCCUCGGUUGGUUCGUCGUCCGGCCGCAGUGGCGCAGAGUUUUCUUCGAGUGAAGUCGAAGGGGUAAACGCUCAUCGUGACGGUCAGGGUACGACGCUAUUUCGCAUUUUGCCGGUGACGAUAUUCGCGAAUGGAAGAAGCGUGGACACGUAUGCCUUCAUUGAUGAAGGGUCAUCUGUCACGCUGGUAGAACAAUGGAUAGCAGAUGCACUCAAUGUCAAGGGUGUUAAGAAGCGGCUUUACUUAUCGUGGACUGGCAAUGUCACCCGAGAUGAGGAGAAUUCGUAUCAAAUUACGAUCGAGGUUGCAGGAAGCGAUUCAGAUCGUCGGCAUACACUUGAAGAUGUGCGCACUGUGAAUACAUUGGCGCUUCCGACGCAGUCUCUGCGAUACAAUGAGUUAGCUGAGCGGUAUCAACAUCUCCAAAAGCUUCCGGUGAAGGACUACGACGGCGUAACACCGGGAAUUCUCAUCGGAGCUGGGCAUACACCACUCACUGCCACCAAACAACUGCGCGAGGGUCGGGAGGGCGAGCCUAUCGCCGCGAAAACCAGACUUGGAUGGGCAGUAUACGGAUCGCUCCAGGACGGGAAGCAGAGUCGCUCGUAUAACCUACAUAUUUGCGAGUGUACUACAAACGAUAGGCUGCAUGAUUUAGUCAGGCAGUACUUCACCGUAGAGAACGUUGGUGUAUCAGCAGAUUGUGGGCCAGAAUCGGAAGAAGAGAAACGAGCCAGGUCAAUUCUUCAAGCGACGACCAGAAGAGUUGGAACCAGCUUUGAAACGGGACUGUUGUGGCGGCAUGACUAUGUAGAGUUCCCCGACAGUUAUCUGAUGGCGGUUCGUAGGCUACAGUGUUUCGAGAGGCGGUUGAAGUCGAACCCAAUAAUCAACGAGAGUGUUCGACGUCAAAUCAUUGAGUAUCAGCAAAAGGGGUACAUCCAUGAAGCGAGCAACGAGGAGCUGACAUCCACGGACCCGCGCAGGGUUUGGUAUUUACCAGUAAGCGUAGUUCAGAAUCCAAAGAAACCGAGUAAAAUUCGGUUGGUGUGGGAUGCCGCAGCCAAGAUUGACGGGAUCUCAUUGAACAGCAUGUUGCUGAAAGGCCCAGACUUGGUAGUACCAUUACCGACUGUAUUAUACGGUUUUCGGGAACAACGUGUGGCGCUUGGUGGCGACCUGCAGGAGAUGUUCCAUCAGGUGAAGAUACGCGCUGAGGAUCGUCACGCUCAGCGUUUUCUUUGGCGAGACGACCCGACGCAACAGCCCAGGAUCUUUAUCAUGGAUGUUGCGACAUUUGGUUCAACAAGCUCGCCGUGCUCGGCGCAGUUCAUCAAAAACCUGAACGCACAGGAAUAUGCUGAUGAAUACCCGAGAGCUGCUGAGGCUAUCCUACGUCGACAUUACGUGGAUGAUUACCUUGACAGCUUCGACAGCGAGCAGGAAGCCUGUCGGGUAGCUGAAGAAGUGAAGCUGGUUCACAAAAAGGCGGUUUCAACAUUAGGAACUGGCUGUCUAAUUCUUCGGAAGUUCUGCGACGGGUUGGGGUAA
This is a messenger RNA of Toxorhynchites rutilus septentrionalis, 2247 nucleotides long. RefSeq lists its product as uncharacterized. The record is from RefSeq and is a predicted model, not a curated record. The coding region runs from base 1 to 2247 and encodes 748 amino acids. NCBI's taxonomy places the organism in Eukaryota, Metazoa, Arthropoda, Insecta, Diptera, Culicidae. The transcript has a single exon.